This is a messenger RNA of Blepharisma stoltei, 1605 nucleotides long. The record is from the annotation of a GenBank genome assembly. NCBI's taxonomy places the organism in Eukaryota, Ciliophora, Heterotrichea, Heterotrichida, Blepharismidae.
AUGGACAGACUAAGUGUUGAUAGAAUUGAAGACAGGAAAAAAAACUACCAGAAAGGCGUUGACAUACUUGAAAUGAAAAAAAAGCGAGAAGAAGGGGCGAUCCAGCUGAGAAAGAAAAAGAGAAAUGAGCACAUCUGCAAGAAGCGAGCCAUGGGAGUUGACAGAAUUGUGGCAUCAAACGAUAUGAGAGACUAUCAGCCAAACACAUUCAGCUUCCCUGCUGAAAUGGUGCCUGCUGUAUUAGAAAAAAGAGACCAAAGAUUGGCAGCUCCUGAUUAUUCUGCGUUCCAAAGGUUCACUCUCUUGGUCCAUUUUAUAAUAGCUGAAGAAGAUGAAGCUGUUUUAACCGAAGCUGCAAAAGUGUUAAGAAAACUAUUAGCAGGGAACAGCCAGCCUUCUUUAAAAACCCUUGUUGAGAUUGGAAUCAGUUCAAAAUUAAUAAAAUUGCUGAGCUCAAAAAACGAGAAUUUAUUAUCUGAAGUUUCCUGAUGCUUAAUUAAUUUAUCGUCAGGCCCCGCUGAUAUUUCAAGUGUUAUGCUAAAUCAAAACAUAGCCAAAACUUUGGCUCAAGUUUUGGAAAAAUGCGAGUCAGUUGAGCUUGCAAAUAACUUUGCAUGAAUACUCGGAAAUAUUUCAGCAGACUCAAUAGAUAAUAGAGACACUAUUUUGGAGACUGGGGUGGUAAAAACACUUGUAGGCUUUAUAAAUGAAAAUUUUAAUGGGAGCUCUUUUGUGAUUUGGACACUAAGUAACUUGUCGAAAGGGAAACCAAUGCCAGAGGAGCAUAUUAUUUUAGACCUUUUGAAGAUUUUCCCUAGGGCUAUUGAGACAGAUAAUGAAGAUAUCCUGGUAGAUGCCUGCUGAAUUUUGUCUAAUAUAACUGAUGGUGAAAAGUACAUUGAUAAAGUUUCUGAUAUUGGGAUUAUUCCUAAAUUGAUAGACUUAUUGGCUCAUCCGAGCCAAGAUGUGCAAGGAUUCGCGUCAAGAGUAAUCGGAAAUAUUAUCGUCAACUCUGAUAAAUAUACCCGGACACUGCUGAAUUUAGGAAUUUUAGACAAUUUAGGAGCUUUAUUGUACCACCCUCGCAGGUCAUUAAAAAAAGAAGCUUUAUUAUCAUUGGGCAACUUUUUGUUUGGAAAUGACGAACAAGUCGAGCUUGUUAUCAGUCACCCUUGCAUGAAAAAUAUCGUCAGAUUCUUAUUAGAUGCUGACCAAAAUAUCCGAUAUGAAGCUUUAUGGGCUAUUGGCAACGCCACCCAUACCAGCAAUCGAAAUAUAAUUAAAAAAUUAGAAAAAUACGAAGUUUUGAAAUCCCUUGUGGAGAACUUAAAAGACAAGCACCCUAAGACUCUUGUGGUAGCUUUAAAAGCUAUUGACUGUAUAUUAGAAGCAGGGACUCAAACGAGUGCCGAUACAGGAAUAAACAUGCUGGCCUAUAAGUUUCAAGAACUUGGAGGGGUUGACAUGCUUGAGUUCUUACAAAGCCACCCCAAUGUGACGAUUUACAAUAUUGCAGUCCACAUUAUGAUGAAAUAUUAUGGAGUUGAAGAAGACGUGGACGAGAACUUAAACGGCAGCGAGUCUAAUGGUUUUGUGUUUAGUUAA